Molecule: messenger RNA, 6733 nt
Organism: Chelonoidis abingdonii (Abingdon island giant tortoise)
Lineage: Eukaryota; Metazoa; Chordata; Testudines; Testudinidae
Source: RefSeq, a predicted model, not a curated record
CGCGGGGCUGGCGGAAAAAGUUGCUGCGAGCGGAGCGCGGUGGCUGCGGGCCCGGCCGGACCAUGGACGAUCUGGAUGCUUUGCUAGCGGACCUGGAGUCUACCACCUCUCACAUCUCCAAACGGCCAGUGUUCUUGUCGGAGGAAACACCCUAUUCCUAUCCAACUGGAAACCAUACAUACCAGGAGAUCCCAGUGCCCCCACCUGUGCCACCCCCUCCUUCCAGUGAAGCCCUGAAUGGAACUGUGAUUGACCCUUUAGACCAGUGGCAACCCAGUGUCUCCCGAUACAUCCACCAGCAAUCUCCAAUACAAAUCUCAUUUCCUCAGCCUCAGUCCCAGUCUCCUGUGUACAGCUCCAGUGCCAAAAGUUCCAGUGCCUCUGUUCCCCGAGAGAGUGUCUGCUCUUCUUCCUCACGUGCCAGUGAAGAGGAGCACGUCUACAGUUUUCCCAACAAGCAGAAGUCUGCAGAACCAUCUCCCACCAUGAUGAGCUCUUCAUUGGGCAGCAACCUGUCAGAACUGGACCGACUACUCCUAGAACUGAACGCUGUUCAGCACAAUCCCCCUAGUGGCUUCCCAACAGAUGAAGCCAGCAGGAGCCCCUCCCUGCCCAGUGGGACUGGACCUCACUAUGUUGUCCCAGAGAGCACUAGCUCUUCGGGGGUGAAGGCAGUACCCGCUACAAAAGAGAAGCCAAAGCGGAAUGGAGGGCGUGGGAUUGAGGAUGUGCGUCCCAGUGUGGAGAGCCUUUUGGAUGAACUGGAGAGCUCUGUGCCAAGUCCAGUCCCUGCCAUCACCGUGAACCAGGGUGAGGUGAGCAGCCCACAGCGGGUCACCUCCAGCCAGCAGCAGACUCGCAUAUCUGCUUCUUCAGCCACAAGAGAACUGGAUGAGCUGAUGGCAUCUCUCUCUGACUUCAAGGCUGUUUCCACUAUGUCACUGAUUUCUGAACCCUCCCUGGAGCUGCUUUCCAGCCCAACAAAUCCAGACUCAAUCGACUCUCCUCCUGGUACAGUUCUGCUUCCCCAGUCAAAACCCCAUGGGACAGGCCAGAGCAGGGACCUACCAGCCCUGCUGCCACCUGCCGCCUUGGAAGUCCUUCAUAUUGAAGAAGGCAGCAGCAGCGCUGCAGUUGCAGCUAAUCCAGGACGUUCUGCCACUACUCCACAGCUCUCCUCUGUGGCUCGGAUGAGUCAGUCACUUCCAGAGGACUUUGCUAUUUCUGCUCCUUUUGGGGAUCAUGUGCUUUCUCGGAGCUCAGUCAGGCCGAGCAAAAAGUCAGAUCCUCCUAGAGAGAUGUCCCAGUCCAUGAUAUCCUCCAAGACGGAAUCUCUGUCUGUUCCUUCUAAUGCAGAGGCCCACAGUCAGGGGCUUGAUGAGGCAAAAGCCACUGAAAAGAAGGAGCAUAGAACUGAGACCAAGCUCACAACUGUUCCCAUUUCUAGCCCGAGCAUAACCAGCCAAGUGAAGGGGCAGACACCCAAGGAAUCGGCACAGCAGGCCAUUUUCAGGGAUAAUUCAGCCUUUCCUUCCCAGAAGGAUGGAAAAAUGGAAGCAGCUUUAGAUCAGCUGUGGGCUCUGGAGCUAUCUGAGCUUAUACCAGAGCUAUAUUCUGAGAAUGACCAUGUCUUGCAGUCAGCAUGUGAACCUGAGAUUGUGGCUGUGGACCGAUGGGAUGUCUUCCCAGAUACUAAAGGCCAGUUGGGUCUUGGAACAGAACAAGGACAGAAGCAGGAUGCUGAAAUUGAGCAUGAAAGCAGGACAGAUGACUCUCCUGAUAUGGCUAAAAAGAGGCAGAGCAGAGAGAGAACUCCUAGGAAAGUUGGCCCUACUAAAAGCAAGCCCGGAGAAGACCGGGGAAGAGAGCAAGUCAGAAGCUCAACAGUCACUCCAGAAACCGCUGAAAAUGCUUGGAAGGAUGAAUUGGAUCUGCUGUCUGUCUCCAAGCCACCUAUUGAGAGGAUUUCUGCAUCAGGCCAGAUAAAAUCUGUAAUUGAGAGGACAAGAAAGACCUUAAACGUGCACCCAAUGUAUCGUGAGCGCUCAUCGAGGCGGAAAGUAGGGCCAGUCAUAUUUCAUAAGACUGUGUCCCAGGAUCGCUUGAUUGAAGAGCUGCAAGACAGAUUGGGAAUCAGCAAACAGGAAGAGGAUGAAUGGAAAAGCCAGGAAGACUGGCUGACUGAGGGAGUCAUUGUCACCGCCAGGCCACAAAGGAAGCAGCAGGAUGGUAGACAGCAAGUACAGAAGAUUAUAAUUCCUCCAGAAUCCCCCCUGCCCAUGAGAAGAACAGUCUCUGCGCCAGCUUCUCCCCAACUCCAGUGUCCCAAAGAAGCUGCCAAGAUUUUCCCUGCCAAAGCUGCUUCCUCUUCUCACCCUAUUCCCUCGUCACUCCCUCCACCUCCUCCUCCAUACCCACCACAACCUUCCUAUGUAUCCUCUGCUACUGCUCCUAGUCCAGUCUCCUGCUACUUCAGCUUGCCUCCCCAGCCUCUAUUCCAAUGGGAGACUUCCUCUGAUGACUACCAGGAACUCUCUGUGGUGGGCACUCCUCCCUCUGAAGAACAUAGAUUCCUCCAUUCUCCCCAAGCCCAGAUUCCUCCUGCCAUGCUGACUGAGCCAAUGGUAGCGUCUUCUCCUGCCAAGACACUAUCUUCUGUUGGCUGUCAGACUGAUGAAGAUCCAUUCUUCCCACCGAUGCAGGUGAUCCCUACUCCGCCGCUGGUCCGACGCACCAAUCCACUUGCUGCUCGGCCACCCCUUGUGCCGCCCACCCAUGAGAAGUUUAUGGCCCAGGGGAAAGCUGGGGGCAGCUCCCCUCCAUCUGCACUCCCAAAACCUGGCAGCCAGUUGGACAGUAUGUUGGGAAGCCUCCAGUCUGACCUGAACAAAUUGGGAGUAGCUACUGUUGCCAAAGGUGUUUGUGGAGCCUGCAAGAAACCAAUUGCUGGACAGGUCGUCACAGCCAUGGGGAAAACCUGGCACCCAGAGCACUUCGUUUGCACCCACUGCCAGGAGGAAAUCGGGUCACGCAACUUUUUUGAACGUGAUGGUCAGCCCUACUGUGAGAAGGACUAUCAUAAUCUCUUCUCUCCUCGCUGCUACUACUGCAACGGGCCCAUCCUCGAUAAAGUGGUGACAGCUCUGGACAGGACAUGGCACCCAGAACACUUCUUUUGUGCACAGUGUGGUGCUUUCUUUGGACCUGAAGGGUUUCAUGAGAAGGAUGGCAAAGCCUAUUGCCGCAAGGAUUACUUCGACAUGUUUGCUCCAAAGUGUGGGGGCUGCGCCCGGGCCAUUCUGGAAAAUUACAUCUCUGCCUUGAAUACCCUGUGGCACCCUGAGUGCUUUGUCUGUCGGGAAUGUUUCACUCCGUUCAUCAACGGCAGCUUCUUUGAGCAUGACGGGCAGCCCUACUGUGAGGUGCACUAUCAUGAACGCCGCGGCUCGCUGUGUUCCGGCUGCCAGAAGCCCAUCACAGGACGCUGCAUCACUGCCAUGGCCAAGAAAUUUCACCCAGAACACUUUGUCUGUGCCUUCUGCCUCAAGCAGCUGAACAAAGGAACCUUCAAGGAACAGAAUGACAAGCCCUACUGUCAGAACUGCUUCCUCAAACUCUUCUGCUAGACACAUCCUAGCUGGGAACGCAGCAUCUUUCUGCCACCUCACUAGGCAGCCGAGUCUCUCUGACCAUUACUGUGAUUUAGAAACCUUGCUGGGGCGGGAGGGGGUGGGGGAGGGUGCUAAUUGCUGCUCCAGAGAGACGAGAUGGACCAUUAAACUGGAAAUGCCCAUGCUGUGUUUCAGUGGGGAGAUGCUGAGCCCCGUCACUGAAGUGUUGUAUGAUUGUUGACAGCCGAGAGGAGCCUGAGGCUCUAGCGAGGAGAUGCCUUUCUCGAGGAGAGGGCUGGAUAAAGUCUGUUGAGUUCAGCCUUGAUUCACCUCUGUGAGCCAACAUGUGACACUUCCAAACAAAACAUCCUGGGCUUUGGUGACACUUCUCUCUCGCUGGGGCAUUUAAGUGCUGUGUGACCCAGGCAGUAGCUCUGCUGCCUCUGCAUUGCCCGGGCUGUGCAUGGUCGAGUCCUGGGGCACACAGGAUUUACUAAGAUUACAGCAGCAGCCCCAGAAGCUGUAAAGACCCUGCAGUGGAGUCUUUCCAGUUCAGUAACACUGCAGGGAAUUGAUGCCACUUAUUUUUAGAAAGGGGGAGUAGGGGCCUACUCUCUUUCUCUAGUUUGUGAUUCUCUCCCCCUCCUCAACACACUGGGGCAGGAGGUGGGGGGAAGAAAACCCCCUCCCUGCUUGAAUGGAGUGUCCCAUGUUGUGCUAGACACCCCCAACUCCCCAGGAGUGGUUAGAGCAAAUGCUCCUAAUUCUGCUGCUCCUGGGAGAGAGGAGGAGACUGGCACCAGUUAAUUUUAAAAGAAAAUGCAGAGAAAUUUGAGGGCCUGGCCCAGCCCUCCCCUCUGAGCGAAUGUGGCUUAUGCUGUGUGUCUGGCCUGCAUUUUACUAAGGGAAAGGCCUGAAAAGCCUCUCUAGGUUUUUUGUUUUUUUUUUUAAAGCAAGGAAAAAAUAAAGCUAUAGACUUUGUAUUCCUUGUUCAUCUUCCUCUUUGCUAAUCAGGCCAGCAGUCCCCUCUUCUUUGAUACUGUCCUUUUCCUUGCUCUUGAUAAACAUGUUCUACUGAGAAUCUCUAGAGCAAUAACCUUUUAUAUUGACUUACUGGUCUAACAAGUCCCUGAGAUCUGGUGUAUGUGACACUUGGAGUUUUGCUAUCGAACUGAAUACUGUAUGCUUUGAUAAAAACUGUGGAUUUCUACACUGAGGUUUGAAUUCAUAACUUACUUACUUUUAAUCCUCUUGGUUCUGAAGUGAUUUUAAGAAAGCUACUUUUUAUAUCUCAAACUGUGCUGUUCUAGGCAGUGUACCAGUUGUGCUGGUUACUGCACCUGUAACCUCAAUGCUUGGGUUUAACAAACUGUUAACACGAAGUAUUUUCUUUUUAGUGGGGGUUGGGAGGGGUCUGGGUUUUGCAGGGGAAGGGAAUGUGACUUGUAUUUUUUUCUAGCAAAAGCAGGUGAGCUGUGAAUAGCUCUUUUAAUUUUCACAGAUCACCUGGAAAGUUUAUUUUGUAACCUGUAAACUGCUGUAUUUGAUUUACCUGCCUUUCUCCAAAGCCUAACUUCCAGGGUAAUAUAGUGAGUCUUAAUUCAGUGCCACAUGCUGCUGAGAUGGAGAACUCAAAGUCCACCCUCAUGGUUUUAUUCCUCUUCAGCCAUCAGAAAUGAGAGCAGAGGGUUAACUCGGGAAGGGGAGUUCUCCCCUUAGGUGGGAAGGAUGGUCCUGGGGCUAAAGAAAAGAGCUGGGAGUCAGGAGAUCUGGAAUCUGGUCUUGACUCUGCCACAGACUUGCUGUGUAACCUUAGGCCAGUCACUUAGCCACUCUGUGCCUCAGUUUACCCAUCUGCAAAAUGGGGCAAUAUUCCUGCCUUGUAGGAUUUUGAGGUUUAGUUCAUUUUGUCAAAGGCACUUUCAGAUCUUCAGAAGGAGGGUGCUGUAGAAGGACAAAGGAUUGUGUUAGAAACAACCCUACAGUGUUCUACACUAAUGGCCAAAGUGGUGCAGUGGGGAAGAGGGUUUUAAAAUAUGACUCUAGAAUAUUAUAGAUCUUUGGUUAUUAAGGCAUGGCACAUUAGGGGGUUACAGUGUUCAAAAUGGAAAAGGCAUAGGGAGUUCUGGGAUUAACUGUGUAAGAAACAAACCCUCACGUUAACCGAGGGAUCCUAGCUUACUAUUUUAAAUAACCUUAGCUCAAUGCUUCACUACCCCACUUGAAUAAGUGGAACUGUUUUUCACUGGUUUCCCAUACAAAUGAGCCUCAGUCUGUGGUUGUGAAAGCAGGGUUUUGUGGAACAAGUGGUAAAACAAAGCUACUCCAGCUGGGCUGAACAUAGCUUUUGGAAAGUUCACAAGGCAAGAAACUGUCUAAAUUGUCAUUUUGGAGUUGAAAUUAGUUUUACUUAAAAUUGGGAUUUCUGAACUUCCUGCUAAAUUGACACUUGUUCUGACCCCGCUGGUUGGAAGAACGGUCCUGUGUCCAGUGCACAGGACUUGGAGUGGCUCUGCCAUUACCUUCUGUGCCUCAGUUUCCUUAUCUGUAAAAUUGGGAUAAUACUUAACCUACCUCACUGGGGUGUUGAGGCUUAAUUCAGAGAUAUUUCUGAUGGGGCUUUGAGACCCUUGGAGGGAAGGUGCUGUAGAAGGGGAAAAUCUUGUUACAGUAUCCCAGUGUCAGAGCAAAACCAUUUCAUCCCCUUUUUAAUAAUGGUUUAAGAGUCUCCAUGACCAUUACUGCCUUAGCAAAAUGUUGAGUGCUUUCCUGAUAAAUUGGGAUUUAAACUGGUUUGGGGAUGGCUCCUCUGCUCAUUGCUGCCUCCAAAUGUUACUUUCCCUCAGAAUGGCUGCUGCCAGUAGGAGGGUCAGAAAUACCCAUUUUAAAUUUCCGAAUUUCAAGUACAGUUUAGACUUGAACAUUUGAAAUGCUGUACAGAGCAAACUGGGGAAAGGGAUGUGUUAAGAUCGCCCUGGGUGAUUAGCAAGCAGACUUCACAGAUACUGAUGGUGCUAAAGUGCAGACCAGCAAGUUGUACUACUGCAGCGUUGCAGGUAGUGGGAUGUGUUCCAAGGAGUGGUUGGGGAGAGGUUAGGCGAGAAUGUGCCUUGGGAAGGCUG